Thalassophryne amazonica is the source of this 2665-nucleotide messenger RNA. It is a transcript of the gene flrt1a, whose product is annotated as fibronectin leucine rich transmembrane protein 1a. Bases 481 to 2547 code for a protein of 688 amino acids. Lineage: Eukaryota; Metazoa; Chordata; Actinopteri; Batrachoidiformes; Batrachoididae. The transcript is spliced from 2 exons. Gene Ontology annotation, molecular function: protein binding. The record is from RefSeq and is a predicted model, not a curated record.
CUCCGAUUGUCAAACAGGACAGUUUAUUCAGUGCGGAUAGAACUGAGGCGAGAGGCGCAUAUUUUCUUCUCUCUUUCUUUUUGUGGUGUUGUUGGCGGAGGCGCACGGAUGAGCGCGCACGGACCCGCCGGACGGUUAAUUACCAUCAUCGGGGCGCACACAAGUUCGCCUGCGAGCGCGUCCGGUUUCUUUGUCGGCUGUGCCGCAGCGGGGAGAUAAUCGAGCGGAGGGAGCGGAGAGAGGAAAAGAGGAGCAGGAGGAGGCGCGUGAUCGCGCUCCAGUGACUGAUGAUCAGCUGCACCUGCCGUCAACACAACCACAACAUAUGGGAAUACACGGCGGUCACACCUGCUCCUGGAGGAGGGAAGGGCGAGCAAAUCCAGGGGAGACACCGUCCACGUCCUGAUCCGGGUGGAGGUCAGAGGAUUUCAGCUUAUCACGAGGAUUUGAGGAUUAAAAACAGCACCGGAAAAGAAAACAAUGCUCCUGAUGACUAUAAUGGCACCUGGAGGUGAUGCAAAAUUGCAGUUGUGGCGCCUGCUGCUGUUCCUUUGCGUGACUCUCAGUGCUAGCGUGCUUCACUUGGCUGCAGCUUCGGCCCAAGGGUUCAUUGGUGAGAGGGACAUGUUAUGCCCAUCUGUUUGCAGGUGUGAUGAGGACUUUAUCUAUUGUAAUGAUCGUGGCCUGAGCUCCAUCCCAUCACUACCACCUUCUGCAUCUGUGCUUUACCUUCAGAAUAACCAUAUUAAUAACCCUGGCCUGCCCACCUCCUUGGAGCACCAUCUUGCUGUCCAUGUGGUUUACCUCUAUGACAAUGAGUUGGAUGAAUUCCCCAUGCACCUUCCACCAUCUGUCCGUGAAUUACAUUUGCAGGACAACAACAUCCGUACUAUUCCUCGUAGUGCUUUGGCUCGGAUGCCCUUGCUAGAGAAGCUCCACCUGGAUGACAACUCUAUUUCCACUGUCAGCAUUGAGGACCAGGCUUUCGCUGACAAUCCCCGGUUGCGUCUGCUUUUCCUUUCACGUAAUCACUUAUCCAGCAUCCCCUCAGGGCUUCCUGCCUCUUUGGAAGAACUCCGUCUGGAUGACAACCGAAUCUCCACUAUUCCAACACAUGCCUUUAGAGGUCUCUCUUCACUUCGCUGUCUUGUCCUGGAUGGGAACCUUUUGGCAAAUCAGCGUAUUGCAGAUGACACGUUCUCCCGCCUUUCCAACCUGACAGAGCUGUCACUAGUCCGUAACUCCCUCCAGACCCCACCUGUGAACUUGCCAAGUGCCCAUCUGCAGCGUCUGUCUCUACAGGAUAAUGCUAUGACUCAUAUACCUCGUGGUUCCUUAGAUGGCAUGCACAGACUGCAGAGGCUUGAUCUGUCAGGAAACAAUCUGACCACUCUGCCGAGGGGUCUGUUUAAAGAUCUUGAUAAUCUGGGACAGCUGCUAGUGCGAGGGAAUCCUUGGCACUGUGGCUGUAAUUUGCGCUGGCUGUUUGAGUGGCUGCGCACUCGUGGUAACUCCAUCACUGUCAGAGGUCUCACCUGUCAUGGGCCUGACAAAGUGCGAGACUUGGCUUUAACAGACUUGAGUAGUGAGAUGGAGGAAUGCGAAGUGGUGAGGACAACUGGGAACAGAGACAGAGUCAGUGGAGGAGCUGUAGAUAGCUCAACCACUCUUGCACCACCACAGGGCUCCCUUUUCACCCUUCGUUCCAAGAGACCAGGCUUGGGGAUUCCUGACUCUGGAUUGGACUACACCCUUGGCAGCAGUGGGGUGGGGAAGAGCCUAGCGCUCAAUGUGAAGCCUCUUUCUCACAACAGUGUCCGUGUUACUUGGAGCGUGGCUCAAGCCAGCUCCUCGUUCAGGCUCAGCUGGCUCAGACUUGGCAUUGGUAAUGCCAUGGGAUCAAUCACAGAGACACUGGUCCGAGGUGACAGGCGAGAGUACCUGUUAACAUCCCUGCAACCGCGCUCCAGUUACAUUAUUUGUAUGGUGCCAAUGCCUGCUAGUUCAGAAAACAAAGGAAGAGUAUCUGGAGAAGCUGAAUCAGAUGAAGCUCUGGUGUGUGCAAAAGCUGAAACGUCAGACCUCAACACGUUGGAUGGGAAUGAGGAGGAUGACAAUUCACAGCAGAUGAGUGCGUUGCCACUGGCUGGGAUUAUUGGUGGAGCUUCUGCUAUUGUAUCUUUGGCUCUUAUUUUUGGCGUCUUCUGUUGGUACGGACAUAGAACUGGGCAUCUAUGUUCCCGUGACCACUACACUCGAAGCAGCUCCAGAAAAAACAAGAACUACGAUGAUUAUAUUGAGUCGGGCACCAAGAAGGACAAUACCAUCUUGGAAAUCCGAGGUCCAGGAUUUCAGAUGACUCCUAUGGCCACUUGCCAGUCCCUGCAGCCUAAACCUCUACGAGAAGAUUACAUCAUUCAUACCAUAUUCCCUUCCAAUGGCAGUGGCCUGUACAAAGGUGCCACCCGUGUUUCUAACGCAGCGCAUGGCACAAAUCGGGGCUAUCGAGAAGCAGGGAUCCCAGAUAUAGACUAUUGUUACACAUGAUGCACCAGGUCCUAUUCAGAGUGUUAUUGGUAAAACUGUAUAGAUGCACAAAAUCCCUUCGCAUGGACACUUCUGAAGCACCCCUCUGUGCCUUCUUCUUCUGGUCUCUCAUUCCAAA